Molecule: messenger RNA, 7134 nt
Organism: Helobdella robusta
Lineage: Eukaryota; Metazoa; Annelida; Clitellata; Rhynchobdellida; Glossiphoniidae
Exons: 38
Coding region: 1-6213 (2070 amino acids)
Biological process (GO): intraciliary transport involved in cilium assembly; regulation of centrosome duplication; cilium assembly
Cellular component (GO): centriolar satellite
Molecular function (GO): protein binding
Source: RefSeq, a predicted model, not a curated record
AUGGCUAAAUCUAAUGAAGACAAAAUGAUGAAAGAUAAAAAUGAUGCUGCAUUAAAAAUUCAAAACUGGUUCAGAACUUUGUCUCAUAAAAAAAAUAUAGAUAAGCAAUUGAAAAUCAAUGGAUCAUUUAUUGAUAUUAGAAAUGAAAAAUUUUCCAUGCCCAUUUCACCAUCUUUCAGUUUGGGAUCUAAAAGAAUUGAAGAGCUAUUUGCAGCUAAUAAAAUAAAAGAACAAUUUCCUCUCACAUCUAACUCAAUCUCUCAAACAGUUAAUAAGGAGAGAAAGAGUAGCAAUGAAGUUAACUUACUCUACGAUAAUAAGGACAGCAACAAAACAUUCAGAGAUGUGGAUGAGUUGGAAAAGAUUUCAAUGCAGUCAGACAAGACGUCAAGUUCAAAUUCGGAUGUUAAUGUAGGUGGACAAUCAAAAAACUUGCUGUCAAAGAAGCAUAGUGAAAUAGCAUUAACAAGCAAAUACUUAUCGGAAGAAAAGUUGGGAAAUGUUAUAACCUAUCUAAAAGGAGUCAAAAGCAUGGGUUCAACGUAUAACGUAGAGAAAAAUUCUUUGAUUUCCUCAAAAUCUUGGAAAAAAAGUUCUCAGACAGGUGUCUCUUCAAACCUACAGGAUGGCUUAAAAUCUGACAAUAAGCAAACUUUACCAAGAGAAAGUGAAAUGAAUGAAUCAAAUAAUAAAAGUUCAAAAGAACAGAAAAAGUCAAUGAAGAAGCAGUAUGAAGAAACAAUUUCAAGACAUUUAGCAUUCAUUGAUCAGUUGAUUAAUGAUAAGAAAGGUUUAACAGAAGAAUUAAAGAGAUUUCAAGACCACAUUCAAGAUAUGACAGAAAAAUUUCAAAAAGAACUGGAAGCCAGAGAGGGCAGGCAUGCGGUAGAGUUGAAGAAAUUGAAAGAUGUGCAUGCAGCGGCUGAGCAAAUAAAACGAGAACAGUGGAUCAAAACAGAGGCCAACAGAAUCAAAGAGUUGACGGCUAAAGGAUUUGAACCAGCUUUACAAAAGCUUAUAGCUCAGCACAGAACUGAAAUUUCAAAAUUAAAAAAUCUGCACAAAGAGGAGAUGAAAAUUUGUCAAGAAGAUGAACUCGCAAAAUACAAUAAAAAAGUUGAAGAGUUAAGAAAAGAAAGUUUAAAAGAAAUUGCGUUUGCAAGAAAAGAAGAAAGAGAAGUGUUGGAAAAAGAGUUCGAAAGAAGGUUAUCUGAAGAAAUUGAAGCAAUGAACAAAGAGAAAGAAAAUUUAAAUUCUGAUUUAGAGAGGGAAAGACGCUAUAUGGAGAAGCGGUUGAUAAAGCAAGAGGAAGAAUUCAAAAAGAUGCAGAGCAAUUUGAACAAAGUACACACAUCCGCCAUCAGCGUCUUAAAAAGGGAAUUUGAAACAGCUAGGAAUGAGCAGGAGAAAAGACAUGAGGUUUUGAUGAACAAUUUGGCUAAACAGUAUGAUGCUGAAAAGGAGGAAUGGGGUAAGGAAUUUUUUAAAAAACAUCAAACCGAGUUUGAAGAGAAAGAAAAAGAACUGAAGAAUAAAUUAAAAACGGAAAGAGAUAGAGAUAUAGAUUUAGUUUUGCAGAAUAUGGUGGAUGAACGGGAAAAAGAAAUUCGGCAAAAUAAAAUAGACAUGAAUAAUCAGAUAAAAAAAUUGAAAGAAAAACAUAAACAGGAGUUAGCAAACAUUGAAACUUCAGAAAAACAUAUAUACAAUAGUUAUAACGAAAUAAAGAGAUAUUUGUUUGCGAAAGAAAGCGAGAAUAAAACUUUGCUUUCACAGCUAUCUCAAGCCGAAAACAUUAUCAAAGAAUUAAACGAGGCUAUUUGCAAAAGAAAUGAAGAAAAAAGCAAACUGACUGAUAUUGUAAGGCAGGAAGUUGCCGACAAAAUGGCAUCAUUUGAAUCUGAAAAUUUGAAGUUUAAACAAGAGAUUUGCAACUUGAAAGCAAAGUUUAAAGUAGACGUGGAAAACAUACAGUCUAAUGCAAAACAACAACUUAAAUUGAAAGAAGAUGAAGUUGAAGAAGUUCAUAAAAGGGUAAAGGAAAUAAUAGAGAAACGUGUAAGGAUAGAAAAUGACUUGAAGAAAGAACGAGAUGCCGCGGUCAAAAGAGCUGAUUACAUCCAAGGCGUCCUACUCGAACAAAACAAAAGUAAAGGGAAAAACCGUCAUAACGAUGUGCUUGUUCACUCCCUGUUCACCAUUAAUGAAUGUUCAUCAUCCAUUUGUGGACUCCAUGGUCAUUGCGUCGGUGAACAAGAUAACAACAAUGUUCCAAUUGUGCAAACGCUCAGCGAUGAGAUUGAUGCAAGUAUUAUUUCCACGACAACCAGGGACAGUGUUUCAAAUACUAACAGCUCUAUUAUUGCUUCUUAUACUGAUAUUAGUAUUAGUAGUGGUGCAAAAAAUAAUGAGACAUCUGUUGACACAAAUCUCAAUAUUAUGAGCAAAGUUAGUGAUGUCCUUAAUCUUAAUGUUUACUAUUGUAAAUGUCAUGAAGGGUGGUAUGGACCAACCUGUGCUUCCAAUAAGUGCUCGGGCAGACAAUGGAUAGCAUCAAGGAAUGACUCGAUAGCUGAUGGAUUGAGCAACUACUCUGACAAUCAGAGAUGUACCUGGUUGUUGGGGUCUGGGGAUGUGCGAACUCCCAUUUAUAUCCAGUUUGAACAGUUUGCCACUGAAUCAAACUGGGACUACCUGUACGUGCACGAUGGUUCAUCUGCUUGGGAACCAAUGGUUGCAGCUAUCAGUGGUGUGGUGAGAAAUUCUACGGUUGCCAGAUGGCCUGAACUUCGUUUGACAUCGGGUUAUGCCUACAUCUACCUGAUCACCGAUUCCGCGUUCAAUUCCGAUGGAUUCGUGUUCUAUUAUAGGUGGGUGGGCAGGCUGGUGUUGCCUUGUGCUCUCGAUGAUGGGAAUAAUGGUGGUGGAAGCAGUCCAACUGCUCGAUGCAGUGCACACGGAACGGCCAUUGUGACGAAAGUUCAGGGGUGUGUAGGUGCAAAAGUGGGUGGAUCGGUCAGUCAUGCUCCCAACCAACCUGCGUCAACAUGUGCUCCCAUCCUAACGGGCUCUGUGGUCAGGACGGGGCUUGUGACUGUGCCGCUAAAUAUACAGGAUUUAUCUGAAGGACCCAUCAAGUUCUCUUCCACCAUUGAAGCAGGUCAACUCUCCGUCAUCAAGAAUGUCAUUUACGUCUCAGGGGGAGUCGUACAACAUCCAGCCUCCACCAACGGCAGCGGCAGUGGUAGUAGUGACGGUCCUGAUAUUACUAAAAGUAUUAAUGGUAGUAGUAACAGCAGCAGAAGUAGUUGUAGUAGCAGUAGUAGCAUCAUGACUACAAACGAAUUGUGGUCUUUGGAGUGCGAAGAUGUUUGUACGUGGAGGUUGAUGAAUUCCUCUGACGGCUCUGAAAUGUUGUCGGUAUCUGGACAUACCAUGCAUGCAAUUGAUGGCCUACUGUACCUCUUCUUUGGGUAUAACCCUGAUGUUGGGUAUCUGAACUUUGUACAGAAGUUUGAUUUGGCCACCAGGCAAUGGUCAAUCAUUCGGCCAUCUUUCACCUCUCCAAUCGUCAUAAUAAGUGGUCUCUUUGGUCAUUCUAGUGUUCUUUACGACGCAUCAUCUUCAUCGUCGUCGUCACCAUCGCCAUCAUCAUCGUCGUCGGGUUUGAAAUUGUACAUCCACGGUGGCUUCUAUCCGUCCAGAAAAAGCACUGGCAAGUCGUCCGAUCAACUUUUUCUUUACGAUCUCACUGAUAACACCUGGACGGAACUUCGAAGCAGCGGCGUACAGCGAUUCAUGCACACUUCAUUCGUACUGCACGGCCACAUGCACGUGUACUCUGGCAUCACCAACUACAACAACACUCUUCAUCGCGAUGCUGAUGACGACGAAAUUAACGAUUUCAUGGUUUACGAUUUCGGUUGCAAUAACGGUGUCAGGCUGCAUAGAUAUGACCUGAAAAUGGCAAGCAUACCUUACGAUGUUUUAAAAACAGAUUGCAACGUUUGGACGACGUUGCCCGCCCCUCGCUUCCAACUCGCCACAUCUCGUUCCGGCCACUCCUCGAACGUGAACGGUGAACGCGCGUACACAUACGGCGGCUACAGUGGGCAUCUCCUUAACGAUCUCAUCCUAUAUACGCCUGCUGUCUGCCGACGAUCACGUUCUUGCGACUUAUGCCUGGAGCGUGGCUGUUUUUGGUGCGGUGAUAGGUGCCAGUCUAAAUCAGUUGUGUGUCACGAAGUCCAGAUAUCUGAGAUGAGUCUAUGCUAUUUGGUGAAUGUUAACGACUCGUUUUACUGUUCACUACUGCCCAACUGUGAGGUCUGCAUGAACGAUCAGAGAUGUUUUUGGAGUUCCAGAGGACACUGUUUGUAUGUCGCUUCACAAGCCACGAAAAUGCUGCCAAAUAAGAACAGUAGCAGCAGUAGCAGCAACGAUGACUUAAGCACAGCCAUCAUCACCAUAAAUCGCUUUGUUAGCAACUACAUAAUCAACCCAAAUAACACAAGCAACCGGACAUGUCCGAUGAUUAGCUGUCCGCGGUUCAACAGCUGCGAAGAUUGCAUAGCUGUAGCGGCUUGCAUGUGGUGCAGCGGCACUCGCAGCUGCCUGCAGGCUCUCGGCUACGUGCCCCUCAACCUCUAUGGCUCCUGCAUCAGCUGGGUCAAUGAGAAGCCCAAGCGAUGUUCCGCUUCUACCUGUGAUUACGUAAGAACCUGCACCGAGUGUCUGGACAAUCCGAUGUGUGGUUUCUGUGAUGAUGGUAGUGGGACCGGCUUGGGGAGGUGCGUGGAAGGGGGUCUCCAGGGACCAGCCAAUCACACCCUUGCCACCUGUGGUAGUGGUAGCGGUAGUACAGGUGUUGUUGCUGGUGGGAACAAUAAUGGUACUGGCGAAAAGAGCUGGCAUUUUACAGAAUGUCCAAUUUGUCAAUGUCAUGGUCACAGUAAGUGCUUUCCCGGCACAGACAAGUGCAUAUCAUGUCAAGACAAUACAACAGGUCCCAACUGCGAGUUUUGUAUGGAAGGAUUCUGGGGGAACGCUUUCAACGGAGAGCCAUGUGAAUUAUGUUCUUGCAACGGCACUGCAGACAGUUGCCAUCAGUUGGAUGGGGACUGCCAUUGUAAGACGAGGGGGGCUUUCGGAAAGUACUGUGAUGGAUGCGAAAUGCAAGUUUCCAAUCUUGUCAAACAUCCGUUUGACAAGAUUGGAAACUCCUGCUAUGAGCACAUAAUAAUGAUGGGCUACAAAGUGGUUGAAUUGAACAUGACGGAGGAAGACAGCAGGUACUUCCGCCUGGCCAACUUCUACUUCGAUCCACUUUUUAACAAGAGCAAAGAUAUUGAAAUAGAAGUUACCUGUAACCCUGGUUGCAAUCUAACUGUUCUUGUCAAGAAAGGUGACGACAUCAUCCAGAUCCAUCACCACGGCUACAGCCAGCGAAGCAGCACUUCCCUGCUGCAGAAUGACUUCCUGCAACAUCAUGAUUGGUCGGUGGACCAACCUUCCAACGUCACUGCAUUCCUCCACCUCUACAACUUUACCACCCCACUUCGAUUGACCAGGAACAAGAUGGAGAUGUUGGAGAUGGCUAAGCGUCCGUUUGCUAUGUGCACCGUCCUUGUCGAUGAAGAUGGGGAGGUGGAUCAGUCGGAGAAUGUUUCGCUCAUUUCCGCCCAGGCGAGCAGCAACUCCAAAACAGAUGCCAAACAUAAAAAGAUUGAGAAGUUAACUCCGGUUGCGAUAGAACCGUUAGCCAAUCAGAAAUCGGCAAUAGUUUCAGUCCUCGUAAGACUCCCCCAUGUUGACGAAUCUUAUGCAUUGCCUGACCAAUCAGCUUUCGCUUUUGCAAGCACCCUCGUUUCCAAUGGUAGCAUCAGCAGACGUUUGGCUCUCGAAUGCAAUGGAAAAAGCAAGAUGAAGCCAGCUGAAAGAGAGAACUACCACGAACGGCAAGAAGAGUCUCGAUCGCGACUCGAGAUACGUCAACAGUUGCAGCAACAACGUUUCCAUCGACAUUUACAAUCACUGCAUUUGCAACAACAACGACAACAUAAUACUCAGCAACAAUCGCAACAGCAUUCGCAACAUCAUAUUACUCAGCAACAGUUACAACAAAUACAAGAAGAUUCACAACGGCAACACCAACAGCAACAACAACAACAACAAUUGUUGCAACAACAACAACCAAACACAACUAAUGUGUAAAUGUAUGUAAUAAUUAAUCUGCAAUCAAACAACGAUGAAUUUCAUUGAAUUUUAUUGAACGACGCUCAUUUGCUAUACAUGUUAUUUAAAAUUGGCUGUCGGGAUAGCAGCUAAAAUAAAAAAUUUAGAAGGAACGACAUGUAAAUCAUAAGGGUAUCCAUUGUUAUUAUUAUUAUUAUUAAUAUUAUUAUUAUUCUAAAUAAACUGUUAUAAUGUACUUACAUUUCUAGCAAUUUUUCAUGAAAAUUUGUUAUAUUACGCUACGUUAUAAAAAUUUACUUUUAUUUUAUAUUCAUUAUCAAUUUUAAUUUAAUUUAAUAAUUGGACAACUAUAUUAUUAAUUAAUCAAUUAAGUGAUUGACUAAAUUAAAUGAUUAAUUGGUUUAUCAAUCAAUUAAAUGAUCAAUUAUUGGCUGUUUUCUUAACUAGUAAAUAUAAAUAAAAGUCGUAUAAACCAAUCUUUUACUAAUAGAAUUCUUAUUUAACAAUAAUAAUAAUAUUAUUAUUAUUAUUGCUAGUUUAAUUUUUUAAUAUACGCAAACCAACUUUUUUCAAUUUUUAAAUUCCAUGUUUUUAUCUUUAAUAGAAUUAUCUAGCAUAAUGAAACCAAUCAGGAAUGAUUUUGUAUGUUAUUUAUGUACAACACGACUCAACCAAUCACAAGCUAGCCAUUUUGACCCAACCAGUUAUAUUGUAGCCAUUAUGUGACUUUUUGUUACGCUAAUUAAUUAUAAUUAUUAUAUAUUAUUAAACAUUCACACAUACUUUCGUAAUUAUAUAAUUAUAUUAAUAAAACAAUUAUAAAUAAUUGUUUUUAUUAUUGAUGAUUAAUCUUUUUUGCGUUUAUGUUCUAUUAUUUCUGAUUCAGUUGCAUCAUACCAUUCAAAUAUUGAGAAAAAGUUUGUAAUAAAAAUAUAUAUG